GGAUGCCGCCGUACGUGCUGCGGGUGCCUGGCGGGCCCCGCGGGGAACCGGGUGGCCUGCUUCCCGUGGAGGAGGACGACACCGGCCUGCUGCGCGGCUAUGCGGAGAUUCCUCCGGGCGUGGCGGAGGGCGACCAGUUCGAGGUGGCGACGGACGGCGGCGUGCUUGAGUUCGAUGCGCCCGGCUUCCCGCUCUUCCGCAAGCUGGCGUGGUCCUCAG
Prorocentrum cordatum is the source of this 219-nucleotide messenger RNA. The record is from the annotation of a GenBank genome assembly. NCBI's taxonomy places the organism in Eukaryota, Dinophyceae, Prorocentrales, Prorocentraceae.